Messenger RNA from Dromaius novaehollandiae (emu), 1212 nucleotides. It is a transcript of the gene ZNF511, whose product is annotated as zinc finger protein 511. The record is from RefSeq and is a predicted model, not a curated record. The transcript is spliced from 6 exons. NCBI's taxonomy places the organism in Eukaryota, Metazoa, Chordata, Aves, Casuariiformes, Dromaiidae. The coding region runs from base 50 to 865 and encodes 271 amino acids.
GGCCGGAAGUGCCGCACGCGCAUGCGCCGCGCUGCCGCCGCCGGGGGCCAUGUUGCUGCCGGCCGAGCUGCGCGACCGCCUGGGCGCGGCGCCGCCCCCCGCGCCCCGCCCGCCGCCGCCUCCCGCCGCGCCGCGCGCCCCGCCGCGCCCGCCCUUCGCCUUCGCCGCGCGCCGCCUCCGCCUGCGCCGCCACCACCCGCUCCUCGAGGAUGGAGACGUUCACAGACAUUUGUACCUCCAAGAUGUCCUUACGAGUGUCACGGAAGUGGCGGAAAGAUCCAAGGUGUCUGAAUUCUGUUGUCACAUCUCUGGGUGCUGCCAGGUCUUCGAUACCCUGGAAGGCUACGAGCACCACUACAACACGCUGCACAGGAACGUCUGCUCCUUCUGUAAGCGCUCCUUUCCAUCAGGGCAUCUCUUGGAUAUUCACAUCUUGGAGUGGCACGACUCGCUCUUCCAGAUAAUGGCAGAGAAACAGAACAUGUACAAAUGCUUGGUGGAAGGCUGCGCAGAGAAGUUCAAGAGCAGCAAAGACAGAAAGGAUCACUUGGUCACCAUUCACCUUUAUCCUGCUGACUUUCGAUUUGAUAGACCAAAAAAAAUUAAAAGCAUCACCAAGCAUGAGAGAUCUCCCAUGAAACAGGAUGCAGGUGUACCAAUGGAUGUGAGUGUGGAGACUUCGGAGCAAUUCCAAGCAGAUUCCAUGGAAAUAGGCCCCGGUGACAACAUGGACAUCCCUCAGCCUGCACCCAACACAGUCCCCUUGGUGCCUGAGAAACGACUCUAUAAAUCCAGGAUCCCAUCCACAAUUUGCUUUGGACAAGGCGCCACCCGAGGAUUUAAAGGCCCAAAGAAAAAAGUCUGAAGGUCAGCACAGCAGAUUUGCACAAGAUGAAAAGACGCCAGCGGUCGCGGCCAGCAAAAGUUAGUGACGGUGCUGUGGCCAAGUUAGAAUAUUUGCAGCUGUGUGCAAGGAUUCACUCCGUAAAGGAAAAGCGGGAAGGGGAGAAUGGGGAUUGUGCAGCCGCAGCAGUUUGGGUUACAAAAAUAUUUUGGGAGCUGCGUUGCUACAGUCCCUUCAUGUCUCUGUACCACAUUCCUUCAACAAGAUCUCAAGGCAGAGCCAUGCUUACAUUUAUCUGUCAUAAGAUGCAUCGCUCUCUUCUCUGAUCCUCCCUGAAAUCGAUCUACAAAUAAAUUUAUCUGCCUUUA